Messenger RNA from Iphiclides podalirius (scarce swallowtail), 3048 nucleotides. The record is from the annotation of a GenBank genome assembly. NCBI's taxonomy places the organism in Eukaryota, Metazoa, Arthropoda, Insecta, Lepidoptera, Papilionidae.
AUGGGGACUAACGGCAAUGGUCGCCGAAGUGGCACAAAGAUGCCCGACGUUCGCCGCCCCAUGGAAGAAGGAGACUGUGUCAACGACAUGGAUAGCCCUGAGCUAGACUUCGUUUACGACGAUUGUGAUUCCCAAGCUAACGAAAUAGCCGAACUUUACAGUUACACUGAGCAUCCUGAAUUUCAACUAAAUGUGCGAGCAUUCGAAGACAUAAUGGAGGAAUUUAAUUUUCCACCUAGCUGGCAAAGAUUGACGAUAGUUCAACAGCGGACCGUAAUUAUGAAGCUAUUAGAGCAUUUAGAUAUUGCAGUAAGUGAUAUACGUAUGCGCUCAGCUCGAUGCAUUCUAUACUUAGCGCAAGGAUGUUGGGCCGAAAUGCAAUCCGACGCGGAGCAGGCUCAUUGGGCGCGCAUUAAUAUUAUGACACUUUAUGAUAUGGGAACGUUUGCUGCAUUUAUCGAAUUAUUGAAUCUCGAAAUUGUUAGAAGCAGUUCUGCAAUGGCUUCGAGAAAAAUUGCUGAAUCUCUUCCAGAUUCAACAAAUCUUCGAGUAAUUUUAUCUGUACUGUAUUUAAUUACUGAACACAUGAGAACAGAAAAAGAGAAUCCUGAUUCGGAGUACUUACAUUUAGUGAAAAACUUUAAGGAGGAACUUGGUACCCCUUUUGGAGAGGAACUUUUACCUGUGAAAUUACUCAGUAUGGUAACACAUCUCUGUGCUGGAACCACACCAUACUUCCCAAUGAAAAAAGUACUGUUGUUAUUAUGGAAAGUACUACUUGUUUAUUUAGGUGGUUCUAAAGAAUUGAAGGAAAGGAAGGCUAGACUACGUGAUAAAUUUGGCUUACCCCCUAUUACUGAAGAUACCCUUGAAAUUAUCAAAGGAAUGCGUGCUAGCUCUCCUCCACCCAGUGCAGCAGACAUGCUUGAAAAUCAAAAUCCUGGACAAAGAAAAUUAAAGGAAAAUGAGAGAGCUCUACGUCGGCAAGCUUUUAUGAAACAGACAUCACUUGAUGAAUCUGAUGAGCAAAUAUAUGUAGACAAAGAAGAAACCACUAAUGGAUCAGAAGAUUAUCCAAUGGAAUUUCAAUCAAUGUCAACAGAUAACAUGCAAAAUGCUAAUACAAACCAAAACUGCCCCUACUACAUGUAUUUUAAACAAUUUGAUAGCCCUCCACCUCCGCCACCCCUGCCUAGAAGUUUACCAUGGCAGUCUAAAGUUCGUCAAAAAGACAUUGACAUGUUUUUGGAUAAUGUGCGAAUAAAGUUUGUUGGGUAUUCUCUUCCCGGAGACAGACAAACUGUAGCUGGACUUCCACAACCGAUUCACGAAGGUGUAGAAAUCCUGAAAAAACACAUGUACACAAGUCUAUCAGAAGUACAAGCUGAACGAGAAAUAGAGAUAGCACGGAGUCCACUAACUAAAGCAGAAAAGGAAGUUGAAGAAACUGAAGUUGAGAUCCUGUACAGGGCUAUGCUUCCUAACCUGCCACAGUACAUGAUUGCUCUUUUGAAAAUUCUUUUAGCAGCAGCACCAACUUCCACAGCAAAAACUUACUCUAUUAAUAUAAUGGCUGACUUGUUGCCUGAGGAAAUGCCUGUGACUGUUUUGCAAUCAUUGAAGCUUGGUAUUGAUGUAAACAGGCACAAGGAAAUUAUUGUCAAAGCCGUUACAGCAAUACUCCUUCUCCUGCUCAAACAUUUCAAAAUUAAUCAUGUCUAUCAGUUUGAGCACAUGUCACAACAUCUGGUAGUGUCACAGUCACAGCAACAUAAAAAUAUAAACUAUUUUUUUUGUUUCACAAUGGCUGAGCUCGCAGCUUUGUUACAAACGGAAAUCCCUGAAGGACGUAACCACUUAACCGAUAGUCAUACGAACCUCGAGCGUGUGGCAGAAUAUUGCGAAGCUAAUUACUUCCAAUCUGAAAAUAAAAGGCUGGCUCUUGAAAGUACCAAAAAUUACACUACUCAAUCACUAGCUAGUGUAGCAUAUCAAAUCAAUACUCUUGCAUAUAAUUUCUUGCAAUUACUGGAGCUACAAACCAUGCAGCUAGCAGAAAUGGAAGGCCAAAUGAACCAUAUUGCUCAAACUGUUGCUAUUCACAAAGAAAAGGUUGCUAGAAGAGAAAUUGGAGUAUUAACGGCAAACAAAGUAACUCCCAGGCAAUACAAGAUCAUUGCACCUGCUAAUCCAGAGAAGCCAAUUAAGUAUGUCAGAAAGAAUAUUGAUUACACUGCCCUGGAUGAUAUUGGCCAUGGUGCCCGUUGGAAUGGAGGCACCAGUGGAACCCCUCGUGGCAGACGCUCUGUAUCAGCACAAGGAUCCGCCACAUUGCCGGCUCCAACUACGAAGCCCCCAACUCCACCAGCGGCUGUCCGUGCAGCUUCUGCCACAAACACUGGCACACUGGGCCGAGGAACACUUGGGAAAUCCUCCCGCGAGUAUCGAACGCCUCCCGCUGUGGCGCCACCGCAAGUGCCAUCACACUACGCGCCCAAUUACCCUCGACGUCCACCAGGCUACUCAACACUGCCAGUAGCACAACCACAGGUUGGCAUGGUACAUCCAAAUCAACAUCAACCAAAUUCCAAUUAUUCUCAGCAAGACAUGCACUCGAGUAUGCCGCCUCCACCUUCUCCAUUAAUCGGCUCUGAUGGAGAACAUAGUCAACAUUCAAUGAGUCUUCCUGGACAGCGAGCGUCUUCGUCAUCAGGAGUGCCUUCUUUGCGCGGCGGCUCCGUCUCCCCGCCCCUACCACCGCCGCCCCUCGACGACGAGCUCCACGCGGCCAACAAGAUGAGUGCUCCAUACUCAAGUGUGGUGCCUGCUAUAGUCCCCGAUGAAGAAGACUUACCGGGUUGGGUGCCGAAGAAUUAUAUUGAGAAAGUGGUGGCUAUAUACGACUAUUACGCGGACAAAGAGGACGAGCUGUCCUUCCAGGAGAGCUCUGUGAUAUACGUGCUGAAGAAGAACGAUGACGGCUGGUGGGAGGGUGUCAUGGACGGAGUCACCGGCCUCUUUCCGGGUAACUACGUGGAGCCCUGCGUG